AUGACGGAUAUAGGAGCUAAGCUAAAUAUUCAUACUGCAUUUUUUAGCGGGUUUUAUGCACCAUUUCUUGCAUUUGUUGGACCGAUAUCGGAAUAUAAUGGAUCAAAUAGCAGUAGCACGCAGGAGUUUCUAACUUCGGUACCGGAAUGGAUUCCUUUUCCUUCAAGUCUUGCAUGCCGAUACCAUGAAGUUGUAUGUAUGAACGAAAUUUGGAACACUAAGGAUGCAACAGGACUUUCAACAGGUGACAGACAAGCAAAAGGUACCCAAGGUUGCAAUUUUAUUCUACUCAAAAGUUGCUUAGAACUCGAUGGAGAUUAUGUAAGCCUCCUCAAGGAUCUCUACCAAAAACCGGUUUUGUCGAUUGGGCUACUACCGCCUCCGGCGCUGGGUUCAUCGUCCCGGAGCAACUCUGGUGAUUCAAGCAAGAACUCUAAUCCUGAAAUGUUCCAUUGGCUGGAAAAACAGCAACCAAAGAGUGUUGUUUAUGUAGCAUUUGGAAGUGAAUACAAAAUGAAUAUACAUGAAAUUCAUGAGCUAGCCUUUGGAUUGGAAACUUCCGAGUUACCGUUCUUCUGGGUACUAAGGAAACCAGAAGGUAUAGAUGAAUCGAGUCUACUACCAUCCGGUUUCGAGGAUAGAAUAAGAGGUAGAGGUUAUAUGUGCUUUGGAUGGAUCUCUCAAGUAGAGGUUUUAGCGCACACCGCAAUUGGAGGCAGUGUGUGUCAUUGUGGGUCGAGUUCUAUUUCGGAGAAUCUCUUCUUCGGGCAUAGCCAGAUCUUAAUGCCUAUGAUCAUUGAUCAGGGAAUAAAUGCUAGGUUCUUAGUUGAGAAAGGACUUGGUUUCGAAGUUGAAAGAAACAAAGACGGUUCUUUCACAAGAGAAGCCGUGGCAAGAUCAAUGAGGAUUGUGAUGGUAGAGCCAGGGGGAAAACAACUGCGACAGAAGGCACUUCAGAUGAGCAAACACAUUUUCUCCAACCAAGAUCUCCAAGGGGAAUACAUGCAUAAAUUCAUUUCUUCAUUAGGCCAGUUGCUAACUAAAGAGUAA
Molecule: messenger RNA, 1050 nt
Organism: Papaver somniferum (opium poppy)
Lineage: Eukaryota; Viridiplantae; Streptophyta; Magnoliopsida; Ranunculales; Papaveraceae
Product: UDP-glycosyltransferase 91C1-like
Exons: 1
Coding region: 1-1050 (349 amino acids)
Molecular function (GO): UDP-glycosyltransferase activity
Source: RefSeq, a predicted model, not a curated record